Molecule: messenger RNA, 1696 nt
Organism: Acyrthosiphon pisum (pea aphid)
Lineage: Eukaryota; Metazoa; Arthropoda; Insecta; Hemiptera; Aphididae
Product: ADP-ribose glycohydrolase OARD1-like
Exons: 6
Coding region: 219-845 (208 amino acids)
Biological process (GO): peptidyl-glutamate ADP-deribosylation
Source: RefSeq, a predicted model, not a curated record
GCUAAACGUAUAGCGGUGUACCAUGUAGACCACCCAGUGGAGGGGUGAUCAAGUCAAAGUCUAUAAAAGAGCCUUCGUUCAAUAGCUAAACGCCUUUAGAGUUUUGACUUGAGAAUUGUCCGUUCGUCACUCACUAGUCACUAGUCACAAUAAUUAUAUACAAUAAUAUACAAUAUUGAAUAUACAAUACCUGCCUAUCUCCACCAACGUCACUAAAUAUGGUUGAAAUUGUAUUAUCGUCAAACACCGUUUUCGAACAAAUGAAUGCUACCACCUCAGCAGGAAGUUUGGCAGUGGCGCACUGCGUGUCCCAAGAUUUCCAGAUGAGUAGGGGUGUUGCUGUGCUAUUUAAACUGAAAUAUGGACAGGUCGGUGUUCUGUUGGACCAAAAGGUCACAGUUGGUGGUGUAGCAGAACUAAAAGUUCACCAGGAAAAAGACAUUCAUGUUUUUUACCUGGUGACUAAACUUCUGUACCACCACAAACCAGCUCCGGAGGCUCUGGCAAGUGCAUUAAUCCAGUUACGGGAUAUGUUAGCAGAUUUGUCUAUAAAUUUGCUAAUUAUCCCGAAACUGGGUUGUGCUUUGGAUGGAUUGAAUUGGCACGAAGUCCAUGGUAUGCUACAAUCCACGUUCGUUGAUCGAACGAUGAAGAUUACUGUAUGCGAUCCCGAAAACUUUCAGAUACCACGCCAUGUAAUCGCCGCAUGUACGGAGCAAAAAGUUGAAUUUCUGGAUUGUGGUGGUCCGGAAACACUAAAGAUAUUGCCGGUGGAAUUAACAAGCGCGAGCGAAAACACCAUGUUCACUAGAUGCUUGGACCAUUUUAGACUAUCACCAAGGUAAUAUUAUAAUGGUUUUAUAUUUAAAUUUGUAUCAACGCAUGUAAUUAUUCUAAUUUAAUUUAUAUUUUUACAGCUUAAUAGAUAAUGGGAGGUGGGCAUCUGUAUCAAAAGGACAAGUGGUCCGUGUAAAUGAUUCAUUUCUAAUUUGGGCAUUUGUAAGAGACGACCUACAUUUUUUCCAGACUUUGGAAGCCCAAAUUGGUGAAACGAUGGCGAUGGUCCCUAAUUCAUCAAUUUGGGCAUUUCCAAAGUCAGAAAUUAUAAACUAUGACCAAUUCAUUUCCCUCUUAAGAACAAAGUUGGCCGAUAAUGUACUGCAGCGGCAUAAAGUAGUGGUGUGCGACCCUAAUAUACCCACGCAUAUGCCGUUCACAGGCAACUGGCCCCGUGGCAGUGCCACUAAUCGUCGGCCUAACCCACGACAAACCACAAACGCAGUAGCACCUGCUCGAAGCAAUAAUUUCGUCCGUGGUCAUGGUAGUCGUCUGAGGGGACACGGCGGACGUGGAUACGGUGGACAUGGUGGAUACGGUGGACAUGGUGGAUACGGUGGACAUGGUGGACAUGGUGGACACACUCUCCCAGCCUCCACGAUCAUUUAUACAGAGGCUCUUAGGUCGAUUGUGUCAGUAGUUACACAGGCCGCACGACCCGCACCCUAUUACACUGGUGAAGAAAAUGUUUUUCGGGGACGCGGACGCGGACGGGGACGGGGACGGCUUCCUAUAAUGUGCCAUUCGUGCAGGGCGUUUGGCCAUAUGCGGUGGAACUGUCCUAACAAAUGUAUGUAUAUAUAGACAAUUAAUUUAAAAUUAAACGAAUUAUUAUUGUUUCUGUUUUAAAUGUCCUAAA